Messenger RNA from Dendroctonus ponderosae (mountain pine beetle), 2166 nucleotides. Its product is annotated as nose resistant to fluoxetine protein 6. Lineage: Eukaryota; Metazoa; Arthropoda; Insecta; Coleoptera; Curculionidae. Gene Ontology annotation, molecular function: acyltransferase activity, transferring groups other than amino-acyl groups. The coding region runs from base 48 to 2150 and encodes 700 amino acids. The record is from RefSeq and is a predicted model, not a curated record. The transcript is spliced from 10 exons.
CCCGUAUAAAAGCCCUGCAGGAAACGGGCCGGCUGCAGUCGCUGACCAUGAUCCGGGUCGCCUUCGCGCUGAUAAUGGCCGCCCUUUGGGGGGGCUGCGCCCCGCAGCGCAGCCCCUUCGGCGGGCUUUCGGACGUCUUCGACGAGCGCCGCUUGCUGGAGAUUUACAUCCCCACGGUGAACAGCGCGGACGAAACGUGCCGCAACGACAGUCGGUUCUACGCGCACGAGCUGACGCAGUUCCGCAUUUGGGCCACGGAAAUGUUUGACGCUUCGGGCAAGAUGCCCAGCGGCUUCCUCUACGGGUCGUCGCACGACUUGGGCAACUUUGACGAAUGCAUGGAGAUCCGGGUGCCACGCCCAGUGCCGCUGCGCGGCCAAUACUGUCUGGCGCAGUUCACGGUGGCGCCACCAGCCGGCACCAGUCUGGAGCACGCCAGCAGCUACUACGAAUCGGACUAUUUGCGCGCGUCCAACGACUCCAUGUGGGCCAAACUGGCGGUGUACGCGCAAGACAAAACCAAAGGCAGCCGAAACGAGCUGUAUUUUGCGUUUUGCCUGCCGUCGUCCUGCGAUUAUCGCGAGCUGCGCAGCGUGCUCACGCACAACGCCGCCAUCUUGAACAACCGCAGUGACUUCCAGGUGACAGUCGACGUGGGCAGCUGCCAAGCGGCCACGCCCACCCGCUACACUGCCGGCGACGUGGCCUUCAUCGUCUUCCUGGGCGCCUCACUGGCAACAGUGCUGCUCGCUAGUGGCUACGAGAUGGCGCUGACGCGCGACUCCAACCGCCAUUGGCGCCUGAUGGGCAAGCGCCACGAGCUGGCGCUGUGCUUCUCGCUGCCGAGCAACGUGCGCAAACUGACGGCGCAGGGGCGCAACCUGGACGGGCUGGACUGCUUGGCAGGCAUGCGCGUCUACUCGAUGCUGCUGAUUGUGCUGCUGCACCGCAUCAUGUUCGAGUUCGGCUCGCCAAUGGUCAACCCCAAGGACGUGGAAAAGCUGUACACGCAGUUCGAGACCACGCUGCUGCUGAACGGCCCCAUUCUAGUCGAAACGUUCUUCACCCUGUCGGGCUUUCUGGCCACCUACUUGAUGCUGGGCGAGCUGCAGCGCAAGAAGGGGCGUGUCCAGAUGGGCGCGGUCUAUCUGCAUCGCGUCGUGCGCAUGACCCCCACCUACGCCGUGGUGCUGGCCUUCUACUGCACCCUGUUGGUCAAGCUGGGCAGCGGCCCGUUCUGGCAACAGCGCGUCGGCUUGGAACAGCAACGCUGCCUGGCCAGCUGGUGGGCCAAUCUACUCUACAUCAACAACUACGUCAACACUGACCAAAUUUGCAUGUUCCAAAGCUGGUACAUCACGUGCGACAUGAACUUCUUCCUGUUCACGCCCCUGCUGGCGUGGCUGCUGUGGAAGCGCCCCAAGGUGGGCGUGGCAGUGGUGGGCGUGCUCAUCCUCGCCUCCAUGCUGGUGGUGUUCGCCAUCGUCUACGUCAACAAGAUGGACGCCAUGUUUAUGCUGUAUAUCAAGGUUCUAAAGGAUCCGGUGGCGCACGACACCUUCAAGACCCUGUACAUUCCGGGGCACAUGCGCGGCAGCUCCUAUCUAGUGGGCGUGCUGACCGGCUACAUCAAGCACGCCAUGAAGGAGGGCAGCGCCAAACUGCCGAAGGCGGCGGUGCGCAUCGGUUGGGCGCUCUGCGCCCCCAUCAUGGUGGCCUCCUUAUACACCGGCUUUGUGUUCUAUUUGCUCGAGGUGCCGCCCCUGCUGGCCGCCCUCUACGCCGCCCUCUACCACUUUGCCUGGAGCGUCUGCGUUGCGUGGAUGGUGCUGGCCAUCAGCUCUGGGCGUGGCCCGUGGGUGGAGCCGAUGCUGCGCUGGCGCCCGCUGGUGGUGCUGGCGCGACUCACCUACUGCGUCUACAUCUCGCAUGGCGCCAUCCAGAUGUACACGGCGGCAACCAUCCGAACACCGAUCUACGCCAGUGUCUUCAAUGUGGAGUACCAAACGGCCGCCGAUCUGCUGCUCGCCUACGCGCUCGCCCUGGCGCUCACGCUGAUGUACGAGUCGCCUGUCAUAGCGCUGGAGAAGGUGCUGCUGAGCCCCGCGCAGGGCGCGGCCGCCCAGGGCAGCCUGGAGAUGGCCGCCUGACCCCGUAGGCGCCCCC